UCGACGCUGUAUUGCUUUCGGUCCGAUCUGCUCGACUUGAAAUGACUUACCUAAUAUCAUAUUCAGCAGUCCAGGCUAUAGUCUAGUUCCUGGGCAAUACCCCAAAUGACUGAUAAGAACUAGAUCGUGGGGUGGAUCUGUGGAGAUCUUGAGACCAUCUGGGGAGUGCCGUGUCUUUGUCGUCAUUAGACGCGGUAUGGCCAUACGGCCUAAGUAGGUAGACAAAGCAAACAUGGUUCAACUCCCCGCUCCAAAAUCGUAUAUAAUGCCUCAUCUUAACCGUCAUGUAAGUGUAUCCUCUCGAGCAUAUUCGAGAUCUACACUCAAAUAUGGCGGGGAUUUGGAAACUUGCCAGCGUGGCACUCUUCGCAGUGAGCAUCACGGCCCAGAACAGUACAUAUGUUAACCCGGCUGUACCAACCGGGACACCGGUUGCGGGGGUCUACACGGGGUCUCUGAGACCUCAGAUACACUUCUCGCCGCCCAAGGGCUUUAUGAACGACCCCAACGGCAUGUUCGUGGACGCCAAUGGCACAUGGCACCUCUACUACCAGCUUAAUCCGACAGGCAUAGUAGCAGGGAACCAACACUGGGGACACGCGACAAGCAAUGACUUGUACCACUGGAUAAAUCAGCCCAUUGCCCUGUUCCCGCCCGAGGAAACCGUCUACGUGUUCUCCGGCAGUGCUGUCGUUGAUUCGAAUAACACUUCCGGCUUCUUCCCUGAUCAGGACAAUGGUGUGGUUGCGAUAUUUACCCUGGCGCGGUACUACGACGAUGGGUCCGCGGGACCCCAGACGCAAAACAUCGCAUACUCGCGCGAUGGUGGAUAUAGUUUCGAGUACUACGAUGAAAACCCCGUGAUAGACAGCACCAGCUCGCAAUUCCGCGAUCCGAAAGUCUCGUGGUACGAGGACCAUUGGGUCGCUGUCAUCGCUUACUCGCAAGAGUUCAACAUCGGAAUUUUCACGAGUCCGGAUCUAAAGGACUGGACGUUCGCGUCCAACUUCACGCCUCACGGGUUACUGGGGACGCAAUACGAGUGCCCCAACUUCGUGAAAAUGCCAGUGCGCGAUGCCGAUGGGGCUGUCAUCGAUGAAAAGUACGUCAUGGCUAUCAGUAUUCAGCCCGGAGCGCCUUUGGGCGGUUCGAUAACAGAGUAUUUCGUUGGUGACUUCAACGGAACGCACUUCACGACCUCGGACGCUGUCACUCGGCUUACGGACUUCGGCAAGGACAACUACGCUGCCCAAUACUUCUACGGGAUCCCCGACGGCCAGAACCAGAUUAAUAUGGGCUGGGCAUCGAAUUGGCAGUAUGCGCAGAAAGUGCCUACGGGAAAUCUGGAGGGAUGGCGAAGCAUCAUGACUACUCCUCGCGUCAAUUAUUUGACCGAGGCGCCGCGGAUCGGAUUGGUUAUGAUUGAUGAGCUGUACGAUUUAACCCCUAUCCUAGACGAUCAGCUGAACGCGUCGAUUUUCAAUGGCAGUGGGACGCUAGCUCUGGAUUACUCGUCCGUUGAGUCAGGAGCAUUAUAUCUGGAAGUCAACGUUACGAACAUUAAUACCACACUACUGACGGAAUAUUCCACAUUGAACGUCUCAUUCGCGUCUCCGGCGUCGGGCGAGAUACUGCAGUCUGGGUUCUAUUUCAGCGGCGACACUCCGUUCUUCGUCAAUCGAGGAGGCAUCAAAGGAUUCGAUAAUGUCUUCUUCACGGAUAAAUUCAGCACUUCUGAUGUGUACAGCACCGGAUCGGGCGACGGCCUUGCAUCAUGGAGCAUGAAGGCGGUGAUCGAUCGAAGUAUCUUCGAGGUCUUCGUUGAUGGCGGAAUUCAUGCUGGGACUGUACUGUUCUACCCACAACAACCUCUGACGGCACUUAAUCUAGCAGCGCGCUUGCAUCCAGGGGCUCGUAUUUCUGUCAAUGUACGGUCUUUGAAGAGUACUUGGGCCGAAUUUGAGAAUGAGAACGGGACGGUGUUGGGUAAUGUGACUGACUCUCGGAGCUAAUUGUGGAAAAUCACCACGAAAGCUUACUCUUUAGCGUGAAGCGCAUAUCAAGCU
Molecule: messenger RNA, 2066 nt
Organism: Xylaria bambusicola
Lineage: Eukaryota; Fungi; Ascomycota; Sordariomycetes; Xylariales; Xylariaceae
Product: glycosyl hydrolase
Exons: 1
Coding region: 330-2012 (560 amino acids)
Biological process (GO): sucrose catabolic process
Cellular component (GO): fungal-type vacuole
Molecular function (GO): sucrose alpha-glucosidase activity
Source: RefSeq, a predicted model, not a curated record